GCGGAGCGGCGGGGGAGCGCGGAUCGGGCCGCGCCUAGGCUGCGCGGGGCCCUGCGCGGGGCGCGCAAGCGAGGCGGGCGCGCAAGGCGGCACCAUGGCCGCGGUGCAGGCGUCCCGCCGGCAGUGGUGCUAUUUGUGCGACCUGCCCAAGAUGCCGUGGGCCAUGAUCUGGGAUUUCAGCGAGGCCGUGUGCCGGGGCUGCGUGAACUUCGAAGGGGCCGAUCGCAUCGAGUUCCUCAUCGAGACGGCGCGGCAGCUGAAGCGCAGCCACGCCAUGCAGGACGCCCGCUCGCCGGGGCCCCAGGCCGUCAAGCAUGCCAAGGACGGAGGGCCCCUGGACCGGGCCGGGCUGGAGCGCUACGAGCGGGCGGGGCCUGGCGACUACACCCAGCCCCGGUUGCCCAACGGCCUGGCCCGGGCGGAGGACGGGGGGCCCGAAGGCAGCCGGCAGAGCCCCACCGCCCGGCGGGCGCUGAUGGGCCCCGUGCCGCCCAGCCUGGGACUGAUGGGGGCGCCGCAGGGCUUGCUGGCCGCCGUGUCGGGGCUGGGGGCCCGGGGCCCCAGCCUGGGCUUGGCGGCCGCCUCGCCCCUCCUGGGGGAGCUGGGCAAGGCGCGGGGCCCCUACGGCGGCGAGUACGAGAAGGAGAAGCAGCGCAACGCGGAGUGCCUGGCCGAGCUGAGCGAGGCCUUGCGGGGCCGGGCGGAGGAGUGGCACAGCAAGCCCAAGGCGGUGCGGGAGCAGCUGCUGGCCCUCUCGGCCUGCGCCCCCUUCAACGUGCGCUUCAAGAAGGACCACGCGCUGGUGGGGCGCAUCUUCGCCUUCGACGCCGCCCCCCGGCCCGGCUACGAGUUCGAGCUGAAGCUCUUCGUCGAGUACCCAUGCGGCUCGGGCAGCGUCUACGCCGGCGUCCUCGCCUUGGCCAAGCAGAUGUUCCACGACUGCCUCAAGGACCCCGGCAAGGUGAUCUCCUCCGGCUACAAGUACCUGGAGUACGAGAAGCGGCAUGGCACCGGGGACUGGCGCCUGCUGGGGGAGCUCUUCACUGAGGGCGUCCGGUUCUUCCGGGACCCCCCGGCCCCCGAGGCCCUGCCCCAGCAGUUCCUAGACAGCAGCUGUGCCAUGCUGCCCAGCGCCCUGGUGCGGGCCAUGCCGCCCCGGGCCGUCAUGCGGCGCCGCAAGGCCUCCCCGGAGCCGGAGGGCGAGGGGGGCGCGGUGGGGAAGCUGACGGGUGAGGAGCAGCAGCAGAGGCAGAACUGGCUUCCCCAAGGGUCAGCUGGGAUCUACUCGCCAGGCAUGGCCCACCUUGCCGCGCCGGCCGGCCAGGCCCCCGGGCCCGAGGGCGCCCUGCGCAACGACCCCUCGCCCAUCACCGCGCUGAAGAACGUCGCCGACGCCCUGGGAGCUGGGCAGUCGCCGAAGGACGCCAACCCCGUCCACUCCACCACGGCCCGGCAAAACAGCGCCAGCCCUGCCUCGCCCGCCGCCUCGGCCCAGCACCGGCUGGUCCCGCGCAACAGCGAGCCCGGGCAGGCGUCUUCCUCGUCCUCCUCUUCCUCCGGCGCCCACUCGGCCGGCGGCACCGACUCGGCCGGCGCCCAGAGCACCCCCGACUCCUCGGGCGGCCCCAGCAGUGCCCCCCUGUGCUGCACCAUCUGCCACGAGCGGCUGGAAGACACCCACUUCGUGCAGUGCCCGUCGGUGCCCAGCCACAAGUUCUGCUUCCCUUGUUCCCGCGAUUUCAUCAAAGCCCAGGGGGCGGCCGGCGAAGUCUAUUGCCCCAGCGGGGAAAAGUGCCCCCUGGCCGGCUCCAACGUGCCCUGGGCCUUCAUGCAGGGAGAAAUCGCCACCAUCUUGGCCGGAGACGUCAGAGUCAAAAAGGAGCGGGAUCCGUGAACCGAGAGCUGGGAGGGGGAUCGUGGGGGUGUCCUGUCCCCCCCACCUGUAAUCUGGGGGGGUCCCCCUUGCCCGUGAUCUGGGGGUCCCCCGGCAGCAAGAGGCCUCCGGAGUAACUGGCGCUACAAUUAACUUAUUGUCCUUUUUAACCUUUCCCAGUCGGGGGCCGUGUAUAUAAUCUAUUUUUUAAUAUUUCCAUAGCAAUCUUAUAUCUGAGGUCAUAUCUACAUAACCGACCGGGGGGGGUGGUAUCACGUGUGUGCUGGGGGAGAUGGGAGGGUUUGCUACAUAGCAGCAUAAGGGGGAUGGGGCGGGAGUGGUAAGGGACGGAGCGAGGCCCAGACCCUCUUUUGGGGCCACCCUGGAGAUGGAAUCUCUCUGUUCCGCCCCAGAGGGGACGCAAGUGGGGCAGGGACUCCCUGCCUGUCUGCUCCCGUGUCUCAGGCUGGCAGGCCGUCACCCCUGGGGGGGGGGUGCUGUGUGUCAAUCUCCGUGGCCUACGGGGGCUGCGGCUCCUGCCGGUCAUGGGAAGCAGCUGAGAACCAGCAAACUUGCUCCAGGCAGACUGGGGAGAGGGGCGGGGAGAGGGAUGUGAGCUUUGCCUGUCAUGGACCUGGGUCUGGAUCGGAGCUGGCACCCCCUAGAGGGGAAGGGCCCCAUAUCCCAUCCCCUGCGUGCUCUGCCAGGGGGGCAGUCAGGGCCUUGGGGCCAGGCUUUGGGCACCUUGUUUAGCAGCUCAGUUCCUGGCAUUCUGGGUUCCAAGGUUUGGGGAACUCUUCCCCCCACCCCCAGGCCCUCUUGUGGGUUCCCCUGCAGAGAGCAGCACAAGGACCCUGGGAGUAGAAAGCCAGCGGGGAAGGGUGACCAGCUGUACCAGUCUGCUCACUCCCGACCCGCAGCCCCCUGCUAGCCCAGCCCUGGGCUCCCCCCAACCCAGCUGGUGCCCCUCACGCCCAACCCGGAGCCCCUGCCAGCCCAGUCCUGGGUUCCCCCCAGCUCUGCCAGUGCCCCUCACUCCCGACCCGCAGCCCCCUGCUAGGCCAGCCCUGGGCUCCCCCACUGGCUCGGCUGAUGCCCCUCGAGCCCGACUGGGAGCCAUGAACAGAGGUUGCUUGGCUGCAGGGUGUGGAUGGGGGAGUGAACGAGACCCACCAGCCUAAUGUCACAUGAGCCCUCAGUAGCGCGCAGAGUUACAGCUGAGCCCGCAGCGAGAACUAGCUCCUAUCCCCACCCCAGCCCCCGAUACUCAGGUGCCAGUGCACAACCAGUCCCCACUAAUUCUUUUGAGCGAGGGGUUGUGAGUCAGGACUCCUGGGUUCAAAAAGCUGGGAAGACACUGCUCUGGAGAGACUGGGGGUUCCUGUUGUUUGAACAGGGGAACCCCAGCUUCCUUGGCCAGAGGAACCGGGUUGAGGGGAGAUGGGGUUGUUUUUUAGUAGGGCCUACCAUUAUUGUUGUUGCUGAUUGUAGGAUCCAGGCUGUUUGGGGGGAGGGGGCUGGCAGCCAGGACUCCUGGGUUCUAUCCCCAGCUUGGGGAGGGGAGUGGGGACUAGUGAUUAGAGCAGGGGGCUGGGAGCCAGGAUGCUUGGGCUCUAUCCCUGGGGAGAGGAAUGGGGUCUAGUGGUUAGAGCAGGGGGCUGGGAGCCAGGACACCGGGGUACUAUCCAAGGCUUUGCUACGAGUUUGCCGUGCAGCUGUGGGCUAGACGCUUCACCGGUCUGUGCCUCAGGUUCCUUCUGUAAAGUGGGGAGGCUGGCCCUGUAACUGGUCAGCCAGCCUAGGGCUGGGAUGUUGCCCUUUCAUCAGUGCUCCUCUUUCAGAGCCCCCCCCAGGGGCACCCCGAAUCCCCGUGACCACAAAGAUCCUUGUGCAGUCCUACAAUAACAAACUGGCAUGCCGUGGUUUCAAGGACAAAAGUCAUAAGCAGUGGGGAGAAGGAAGAGGAGCAGUUCCGUGGGUGACCCCUCCCCGCCCUGCCCUGCCCUGCCCGGCCUGCUGCCCCUUUAAGGGGUCCUCGCUGAUUUCCGCCCCAGCCGCUGGAUUUCUCUCAUAGGCGAUGAGCUUUCCUUGGUGGGCAGCGCAGCGACCUGAGACGGGCUGGACACCCCAGGGAGCUGGGAAUAAGGGGGUGGGACAGAAAAGUGCCUAGACCCUGGUUUCCGUGGGGGACCCCCCACGGACCCCGUGCUCCCUGGGGCAGGGGAAU
Messenger RNA from Mauremys reevesii (Reeves's turtle), 4100 nucleotides. It is a transcript of the gene IRF2BP1, whose product is annotated as interferon regulatory factor 2 binding protein 1. Gene Ontology annotation, biological process: regulation of transcription by RNA polymerase II. Gene Ontology annotation, molecular function: transcription corepressor activity. Gene Ontology annotation, cellular component: nucleus. Lineage: Eukaryota; Metazoa; Chordata; Testudines; Geoemydidae. The record is from RefSeq and is a predicted model, not a curated record.